Molecule: messenger RNA, 3443 nt
Organism: Tachysurus vachellii
Lineage: Eukaryota; Metazoa; Chordata; Actinopteri; Siluriformes; Bagridae
Gene: mlx
Product: MAX dimerization protein MLX
Exons: 8
Coding region: 106-840 (244 amino acids)
Biological process (GO): regulation of transcription by RNA polymerase II
Cellular component (GO): nucleus
Molecular function (GO): protein dimerization activity; RNA polymerase II cis-regulatory region sequence-specific DNA binding; DNA-binding transcription factor activity, RNA polymerase II-specific
Source: RefSeq, a predicted model, not a curated record
UACGCGCGCUACCUUAAGUGUACACAUAUAGACUUACACUACCUACCUAGUGCACUUUGUUCCCUAUACGGAGCUGUUUGGCACUCGGCCCGUGUUUACUCCAAGAUGACGGAACACAGCGCUUCACCGGAGGAUCCGUGGCACAAACAGACAGACACGGCUUUUAAUGACAGCUUCGACCACAAUUUCUUUGCAGAAAGUACCCGUAAGGGAUCAGUGGUCUCCAGGGCCAACAGUAUCGGAUCCACCAGUGCUUCCUCCGUACCUAAUACAGAUGACGAAGACAGCGACUACAAACACGAGCCCAAGGGCUCGUAUAAAGAUCGCAGGAGACAAGCGCACACUCAGGCUGAGCAGAAGCGCCGAGACGCUAUCAAGAAAGGCUACGACGACCUGCAGUCCAUCGUACCCACCUGCCAGCAGCAGUCUGAGUUCGCCAUGGCCGCACAGAAAAUCAGCAAAGCCACGGUGUUGCAGAAAACCAUAGACUACAUUCAGUUUCUUCAUAAAGAGAAGAAGAAGCAAGAAGAGGAAGUGUCCAUGCUGAGGAAGGAAGUGAUGGCGCUGAAGAUUAUGAAAACGAACUACGAGCAGAUCGUGAAGGCUCACCAGAACAACCCUCAGCAGGGCAGCGAGCAGGUGUCUGAUCAGGUGAAGUUCAGCGUGUUUCAGAACAUCAUGGAUUCUCUGUUCCAGUCUUUCAUCACCUCGGUGUCCGUCAGCAGCUUCCAGGAGCUCUCGGCCUGCGUCUUCAGCUGGAUCGAGGAGCACUGCAAGCCACAGACGCUUAGGGAGUUUGUGGUGGGAGUCCUGAGGCAGCUGAACGGCCAGCUGUAUUAAUGCACUGGAGAUCUCUCUCACACUCAGGACAUGAUGUUCACAAGCUUCAGGUUGCUGUACUUCUACCAUCACUACCAAAAGCACAGAUUAUUAUUAUUAUUAUUAUUAUUCAUUUGAUCAUCACAUGGCCACAAGUGCCUGUCACACAACGCCACACACGGGUGAUCGGCUUGUUUGUUUAUUUCUGCAGUGUAAGUGGUUGAGUGUAAGCGUCAGUGAAGGGCGAAUGUGCUGUGACUCAAAAGAAUAUAAUUCUUCAAAUGCAGAGGUUUGAUUCGAAGUGAAAGUUGUGUUUGUGCAACAAAAUCACAGGGACUGGGGUGUGUUCCAGCUCGGUAUACGAACCAGUGAUUACAAAAUGAAUAUAAGAAGUCGUGAAAAGUGUUUCGGUCGUCCUGAUUUCAUACACGUUACAACGUUCGGUCAAAUGCUUGACGUGUUUUCGCGUUUAUUCACAUCAUCCAAAUCCCAGGUAUUACUGAAGCACAAUCCAGCCUGAGCUCUGAACUCAGUACACUAGAAGUGAUUGUCUUAGCACUUUCAUCUGUCUGAUAUAUGCUGAUGAAGCGUCACGUCCUGAUGACAUCAUAUCCCAAACAAUGAUCUGGGCCACUUUCCAGUCCAAUCUUAAACACUACACAAGCUUUUUUUUUUUUUUUUUUUUUUUUUUUGGCCCAAUUUUAUGGUUGUGAUAAAUCAGACGUUUGCUUCCUAAACUUCGUCAUGUUCGGCUCCGAGCUCUCUGCGGCUCUCCGACAGUCCUGACUUUUGAGCUCACAGCAAUCUGUUCUGGUCUGUGUAGUUAUUCAGAGGGUCUGGCUACGUACAACAGACGUGAUUCCACCGAGACUCCAGAACCUUUUGAAGUAUUUAAGUAGUCUGGAUCUUCCAGAAUGUGGAGAUCAGGAAACCUUUCUGGAAGAGAUCUGAACUUUUCAAAUGGAAAAUUCAGGAAAACGUUCAUUCGUUCAUAGUGAAUCAGAUCUGUGAACUCCAGAUUCUUCCCUGAUGCGGAAUCUGGUGAAUUCCAAAACAGGACCUCCAUUAGACAACCAUUGGGAUCUCCAGAUGAUCCUCAAAUGAGAGCUUUAGUAGCUUGCCAAAGGAGAGGUCUGGAACCUUCCUGAUGGGGAGCUCUGGAAGGUCUUCCCAGAUAUUCUCAUCUUUAUUGCGAACACUACUUUAGAAACAAUAGUCAGGUGGUGGUGGUGUUUUUUUGUUUGUUUGUUGUUUUGGCAAAAACAAAAACGCCGACAUCCUGUGAUGGAAAUAUCUCAUGCUGUAGAUUCUCCUUUUUAGACCAGAGCUUGUCGAAUCUCCUCAGAUUUGAAACAGCCACCAAGUACGGUUUAUAACGGCAGUGCUAUUUACACGGCUUUAAUACACUGAAGCAGGAAGGAAAGAGGAAGUGCAGAUCACGACGCACCACACGACUGACCUGACGUAUCUAUCGCUGUCCAACACACCCCAGUUCCACGUGUUGUUUUUUUCAGCAACUCUUUCAACUAAUGCAAUAAUGUCUGUGUUUAUUGUGCCUGUAAACCGUGUGUGUGUGUGUGUGUGUGUUCUCUUGCUUACCUCUGAAUCAGACUCUAUCAGUCCUAUCUACGGGUGUGAUCUGGAGAAUGUGAUCUAUACCGAGUGACACGCUAAACUAUUCUGUUUUCUCUGUUACCUCAUCUUCACAUCCCAAAGCACAACUUUCUUUACAGAGCCAUGUUUCCAAGCGAGACCAAAUGUAGCGAGAAGUACUAAUCCCCGAAUGUUUUUUUUUUUUUUUUUUUUUUUAAAUGAUGUGAACUGUGAAAAAAAACAUGAGCACACCGAAUGCUUAUUCUGGGGGAGGGAGGGGGGGGGUUUUGGGUUGUUGUCGGCGCAACCAUUCUAGAUGAGAAUUCCUGUGUUAUACGUUUAAGGUCCUUUAGAAUUGUGUUUAGCGUCACCCAUAAUUUAGUCAAACGUUUUUUGGGAUUAAAUCCCAUUCUUAAGUGUGAAAAAAAAAGUUAUGACAUCAUAGAUUAAGAGCCAAUCAAGUGCUAGUAGGCAAAUCAGGUUACACACAGGCCGGACUUUAGCUUGGGAGUUUUUUAUUUUUUUUUUUUUAGAUGAGGUACAAAAUUGUCAUUUCAAGCUAUUUAUUAUUCAAUUGAAGACAAAAAAAAAAAAACUGUAUACGACAUUUGUGUAACUCAAAAUGUACUCAGCCUCAUUUUAUUAAGUACAAAGACAGUUAUUAUUAUUUUUUUUAUUUUUUUUUUACGUACAAGGUUUAAGCUCAAUCGCGGAGGAAAGCCGUAUCCGACUCCGACUAAAAUCAAACGAGGAAAAGUUCUCAGGAAAGCAGGACUUCUCUGUACAUUCAGGACUAGUCUUAGUAAAAGAUUGUUGUUGAAUCAGCGCUGUGCUGAAGAUAAAGGGACUCUUUCUGUCUUUAGCCAUAUCGUGGACUCGCCACACGAUCGCAGCUCAAUGCAUCACAGACUCUGUGCUUUAAAAUCUCUGCUGCUGCUCAGAACCAGAGAAUAUUCUCGGUCAGAUUAUUUUUGUAUAAAUAUAAAUGCUGUUUGUAAUCAGGAAAAAAUAAACGUUUGAUGUUGACUUCA